UGUGGAAACAGGAUCAACAAUUUAAUUGAAACACUAACCACAUGCGAAAAUCAUAUCGAUAACUUGACACCAAAAAAUAUAACUAGCGUUUUUAGACUACUUGCCAGUAAUCUCGUCGGCGAAAAAGUCAAGAAAAUGGGAGAUUCGGGCACACAAACGCGUUCAGGCUGUAAGUUAAGCGACCGUGGCUUGUAACCUAAUUAACCAAAGUUUGUUAGACAGUAAACUGGUUGUUUUGCCUGUUUUAGGUGGGUUGCUAACUAUAGCUAGCAGGUAACGUUAGCGAAUGAGCUAACCUUAACGUUAAAGGUUUACUGUAACGUUAUAGCUAGCUAACUCGCUUGCAAGGCUCCUUAUAUAGCUAACGUUAGCUAACUUGUCAAGGUUAACUUGGGUCAAGUUCAUGUCAACUCAGGUAUUUAGCUAGGUUAGCUAACUAGAUGGUGCUUUGUAUAAAGUGAUUUGAUUGUUUGACAUUUUUUACAGAUGAGCGGUUGACAGCUGAGGAGAUGGAUGAACAACGCAUCCAGAAUGUUGCCUAUCAAUACCUGUGCCGUUUGGAAGAGGCUAAAAGGUAUGUUCAGUUUAAACUUUCUUCUCAGUUGGUUUCGGGCAAUAACUGACUUUUACUUCAGACUAUCAGUAUCACUUCACCCUAUCAUGGAUAGCUAACUUGCUUUUGAAGUGAAUUGGCCAACUCUCUGUCCACAGGAAACUGGAAAAGCAACUAUCUCUGUCAAUAAGUCUGAUUGCUCAUUAUGUUUCAACACAUCACAUGCAAAUUCUUGCAUUGAUAUUCGCUAGUAUAUUAAUAUUAGACUUACUUUCUCUCUUGACAGGUGGAUGGAAGCUUGUCUCCAUGAGGAGCUUCCUGCCCCGACUGAGCUGGAGGAGGGCCUGAGGAACGGGGUGCUGCUGGCCAAGCUAGGCCACUGUUUCGCCCCCAAGAUAGUCCCCCUCAAAAAGAUCUAUGACCUGGACCAGGAACGCUUUAAGGUCUGAUCUACUGUUCACCGCCCAAUGGUUUUACAGAAAUGCCUCUGUCAGUAAGAAAGACUGAGUUUCCUGCUGAGUAACUUUCUUUUUGACAGUUUGUCCUUUCUUUUUCUCUGAAAAAUAGCACUCUGCCCCUUGUUUCCCUUCUGGAUCCUUUAGAACUACCUAUUUUUACUAGUACCUGCUUUUCUGCUAUAAUAUAGUAUUUUCACGUGACUGAAAACCAACUCCUUUAGAGCUGAGAUUUGAAUUUGUGCUGAGCAAGCAUAAUACUCUAUUUCCAAUGCAUUUAAUAGUGUAGCUGAAUAUCAAAGAUGUGUCAUGAUGCAGAUUAAUCCAACGGAUCAUAUGUUUCUGCCUCAGGGUAUGGGAUUGCAGUUCCGCCACACAGACAACAUCAACCAUUGGCGCAAUGCGAUGGCAGAGAUCGGACUACCAACGGUAUAAUUAAAGGGAGAAAUAAACUCUUUAUUAGGCCUCUCCUCACGUAUAACAAUAGCAAUCUUGUUUACUGUUAUGCCUGAACUGCACCUAACCCAUCCUUGUUGUUUCAGAUGUUCCACCCAGAGACGACUGACAUCUAUGAUAAGAAGAACAUGCCCAGGACUGUGUACUGCAUCCAUGCUCUCAGCCUCUACCUUUUCCGACUAGGUUUGGCCCCUCAGAUCCAUGACCUCUGUGGCAAGGUCAAAUUUACAGGUAAAGAGUCCCAGUAGGCCCUUACUAUUCAAUCACAACUGGUAACUGGGUUAAAGGGAAAAUACCAUAUUAAUGUUCCUCUGUCAUUCCUGUGUUUUUGGGGUAAUAUUUAUUCUCCAGAGGAGGAGAUUAACAACAUGAAACGGGAGCUGGACAAAUAUGGCAUCCAGAUGCCAGCCUUUAGCAAGAUUGGGGGAAUCUUAGCCAAUGAGAUAACAGUGGAUGAGGCUGCUGGUAAGUAGAGGCACAGAUGUUUUGCUUUGUUGUUUUCAGAUAUAGAAAAUACACCAUAUUUCAAGUUAAAAUAUGAAUUCACACUGGUCCCAAAAUGUGUUUGUUUUAGACAAGGGGUUGUCUAUUGGCGCAUUGGUACUCUCCACUUAAACUGAUAUGGAUGAGAUUCCAAAAUUGAAACGCCUAUAGACGCAUCAGAUACUAUCGAAGUUCCUCGGUCAUCGACUGUCAUCUAAGAGUCAAUGUUGUCACCGUCCUUGAAUAGUUUACCAAAAGGUUGCCUCCAUCUCCCUUCUCUCUCCCUCCAGUCCACGCUGCAGUUAUAGCUAUCAACGAGGCAGUGGAGAGGGGGCACGUGGAGGUCACUGCCCAGGCCCUGCGGAACCCCAGCGCUAUGCUCACCAACCUGCAGGAGCACCUGAUGCCAGUCUACCAGGAGAUGCUGCGCCAGGCACGGGCACAGAAGGCGGCUUUCGCCUACACCAAGGUGACUAACUGACUGAAUUAAUAUGAUCAUAAAAAAAUGCAUUUAUAGCUGUAUCCCUGGUACAGAGUGUCUGUUGGUGUCAGGAUAGUAAUCAUGUGUACUGAAUUUCUAGCGUAACGGUUCAGAGGAGAAGGAUAUCUAUGAGGAAUACCUGACCCAAAGUGAGAUUCAAGAGAACAUUGACAAAGUGAAUGGUGGGUAGGACUUAACCAUCAAACAGAUAAAUAAGAAGAUAAAUAACAAUCGGAACUAAACCGAGUAUUUUGUCACUGUGUUUGCAGUGCGUGCAGCCAUAGAGCAGGUGGACGAGGCCCUGGAUUGUGGGGACUCUAUGGCCCUCCUGGAAGCCCUCCAGGUCCCCUGUCUGGCCCUGAGGGGCCUCCAAAGAGACCACGGGCCCUGGUACCUGGAGCAGCUGGCCACUGACCGUGAACAGAAGGCCCUGGUGAGAAACUGCACAUUCACACGCACGCACCACACACACAAACAUUGUGACCCCUGACCUUUGCUCUCUGACCUGUGGCAGGACAUGGGCUGUGUGGACCCUCUGGAGCGAGAUGAGCUGCAGGAGGGGGUGUGUGUGGCUAACGAGGAGGCCCAGCACAACCAGACAAGUCAGUACAAACUCAACUAAAUACUGUAUCGUAGUCAGUUUCUAUCACAAGGGGCAUGCACUAUAUCAAUUCCAGUGACUUUUGAGUUGCUGCAUGUGUGCCCUGUCCUUUGCACUCACAAUGUUCCAUUGUAGAUCCAUCCAAAUAAAAUGUGCAUGUGUUUUAUACAGUGCAGAAAGCUGUGAGGUCCAUCAAUGAGGCCCUGCGUCUUGGGGAGCCCAGGCAGACUGUUCGUGCCCUCAUGGAUCCUGAUGCCCACCUCCCAGACGUCUACCCCUUUGCAUCAGCGCUCUACCAGAGUGAACUGGCCCCACUGCAGCGGCAGAGCCCUCAGGUAGGUUAGACUACAGUUCCCCCACCUGGCCCUUCAAGCUACCAUGGUCACCUAAUCAUCUCCACCAUCCCAUCUCAACUCAACUCAUUUUCUCUGAACUCCAUGCAAUGCUGUCUUGGCUGUAAAAAAGACUGUGUGUCCAUUAACAUUUUUGUAAAAUAAAGGUACAAAAAUGAAAAGUAAUAUAAACAAUAUAGGGGGAAAUGACCAGGUUACCGAAAUGGAAUAACUUGUUGUAUGUAAACUAACUGUAGUGAAUGUGGUCCUUGGUGCCUGCAGGGGGAGCUGCAGCAGGAGGAGCUGUUUGUAGCAGUGGAGAUGCUCUCGGCAGUGGCUCUCAUCAACCAGGCGGUGGAGGCCAAAGAUGUGGGGGCCUUCUGUGCCACGCUGGUCAGCCCUGCAGCCGGCCUGGCCGAUAUUGAUGACAGCCUAGUCCAGAGGUGGGUUUCCAGUACUACUCUCCUGACAAUUCUCAGUUGUCUCCAUGUAGCCUAGUUGCAGAUCUGUAUACUUUAACCAACUCCUUUGUUAUUUGCCUCAGGUACUUUGAGGAGCUGGGUGAUCAGAGGAGGAAGGCUGGGAGAGUUCUGCUGACAUGGAACGAGCUCCAGAGAGGACUUAACUCUGUAAACGCAGCAGCACAGGAAGAACAUGACCGUACGUUUGGAGAACUGAACACCAACUCCCAGAAACACUCUGGGUUUAGGUCCAUUGACAGAAAUAUUUUGUCGGAUGCUAUUUGACUCUAAAACCAGAGGAACACCUUGUAUUUGACUGGAUCUGCUUCCUGUUUGUCCACAGAGAUCCUCACCAUCGGGUUGAUUAACCAGGCUCUGUGCCGAGGCGACCCUCAGAAGACUCUGGCUGCACUGCUGCUGCCCUCUAGUGGCCUUGAGGAGGUGGCGACACUCAAUGCCUGCCGCUAUCACGACGUACUUACCAGAGCCCGGAAGCAGAAGGCUGAGGUAUGUCAGCCAUGAAGACAUAAUAGUUUAAAACAGGGAAUAUAAACAAGAUUUUGUCGUUCAUUAUUCAAUGCUGUGUUCAAUGCUGUGCCCUGUCCUAUCACAGGUGAGCUGUGACCCAGGAGCUGAGUUGUGGUUGGCUGACAUUCAGGAAGGAGUGAGAAGAGCCAAUCACGACACUCAAAGAGCCCUGAAGAGUGAGUUGGCAUAAUACCCUCCACAUCAUGUUUUUUUUUUAAGCCAUAUUGAAAUUCUAUACGGAAUGUAUAACUUUAUCUUAACGUUGUGUGUGGGUGUGUUUCCCUGGCCAGUGUCCCUGGGCUUGGCGGCCGUGAACCAGGCAGUGAAGGAGGGCAAGGCGUCCCAGACGCUGCGAGUCCUGCGUUUGCCAGAGGUGGCGCUACGGAGCGUUGUGGACAGAAUGCGCUGGAGCGUACCAGGCUGAACUCACCGCCCUACUAGGAGCCAAAUCUGUGGGAGGUCCGUACCCACUUCCGUGAUUCACUUGCGUUCAUUCUGGUGAUGAUCUAUGCACUAGUAGCAUAUUAGCUGCCAUAAUUGGUCAGCAUUAACCGUAGACUCAACGAUGCACAAAGUAAACAUCAAUAUCGGGUCGAUUUCAGCAACAACUAAGAGCGUUGAAGCGUGAGGCUAAACUUCUCCACUGUUUUGGUCCCGUAGCCACCACAUUGUAGCAGAGUGAAGCGCACCCGUGCUCAUGCGCAGAUACUAUGUGACUAUUGUAUCGCGCUCGUCUCAAUAUCUGCGGUGUUGCUCCUGGCAGCAUCAUAAAACUGAGUCUACCUUUAAGCUUCUAGGUAGUGACAAGCCCUAAUCUCUAUCUGAUGUACUGGGACUCAGGGGACAACCGGAGCCCAUGGCUGAAGACCAAGACUGAGGACAGCCCCUACUACUUCCACCUGCACAAGCUGGAGGGCACCUGGGAGAGACCGCAGGGCUUCGUUCAGAGCACAGUGUUCCUGGCCCACAAAGAAAUACAGGUCAAAAUACAAAAUUACCUGUAAAUACAGUGCAAACGAGCUACAGUUUGUAUUGAUUAGUUAAGCCAACAGUUAUGGCUGACUGUCUCUGUGGUCUGUCUCCCUCUACAGGCGGUGCUGAGCAGUGUGACUGCGGCCCACAGCCGGGAGGUGCAUUGGAAAGCCAGCGAGGGCCUGGUGGUGCAGCUGCAGGCCAGGGCCCAGGGAUUCCUCCUCAGACAGAGGCUGGGUGCCCGUCUGCACUUCCUCAACACCCAGCUACCAGCCGUCAUCACCAUCCAGGUCAGCUAGCUAAGGGUUAACGCAUAGAACCACAGUGCAAAGACUAACUUUACAUACCCAAAUACAUUUUCCAAACGGCACGGUGCUCAAUGUGUGUUUUUGUUUCCAGUCCCACUGGAGGAGGUUCGUACAGCAGAGGGCCUACAGAAAGAGGCUACAGUAUCUCUACCAGAACUGGAGGGCUGUGGUCACGGUAAGGUCGACCAAAUAAGCUCUUUGUAAAUUAGAUGACAAACCCUGUGUUAUCCUGUGUUGAAGUUGACAUCUGUUGUUCUUACUGUUUCUCACGUGGGUGUGUGUUUUAGCUCCAGGCCAGUGUGAAGAUGUGGAUUGCUCGGAGGAAAUACCUUUCUCGUCGGCGCUUCUUCAGACGUCACGUGAGUGCAACCAACCCAUCACCCCUGUACACAAACCCUCAUCUCUAAUUUUGAACCAUUUUGUUGGGGGGAAAUUGCUGCUUGUAGCCUGACCUUUGUCCUUCUACAGGUGGGCGCCAUUAUAAAGAUCCAGGCAUUCUUCCGAGCCAACAAGGCCCGUGAGGAAUACAGAAUGCUUGGUAGGUGGCCACAGCUCCACUCACAAGUCUGUGCCUGGUUUCCCACACUCUUUUUAUUUUUUUACAAUGAUCAUAACUAAAGUCCAAUGUAAAUACCAAGUCUAUUGCAUAAGACCAGCCUCACUUGCAUUGACAUCCCCCGUGUCAACACCUUGAUCUUUCUCUUCCAGUCCACUCCGCUACCCCGCCGCUGUCGGUAUUGAGGAAGUUUGCCCACCUGCUGGAGAUGGGUGACAACGACAUCCGCCAGGAGGGGGAGCUGCUGCGUAUGAGGGAGGAGGUGGUGAGGACCAUUCGCUCCAACCGCCAGCUAGAGACUGACCUGGACCUAAUGGACCUCAAGAUAGGACUGCUGGUCCGCAACCGUGUCACACUGCAGGUCGGAGCCUAGUUCAUUCUGUUAUUACUACACUUGUUUCAUCAAUUCUAUUUAUUUUUGUUUUGGAAUGGGCCUAGAAGUGUCCAUAGUCCAUCACACUUCUCAUCCAUUUAUGACUACAGGAGGUAGUUUCCCACUGCAAGAAGCUGACCAAGAAGAACAAGGAGCAGCUGUCGGACAUGAUGGCUCUGGACAAGAGCAAGGGCCUCAAGGCCCUGAGCAAAGACAAGAGGGAGAAACUGGAGGCUUACCAGCACCUCUUCUAUCUGCUACAGGUGAGCUGAAGGAAACAACAUUUUUUGAAUAGGUAUUAUUGAUACAGGGUCAGAUAUUUUAUCUGCCCCCUCAUAUGUGGCCUGUGCUGAGUUUUCUACAAUUGCUUGUUUAAUUUUAGUGUAUGUGUUCUCAAGACUCAGCCUCUGUACCUGGCCCAGCUGAUCUUCCUGAUGCCCCAGAAUAAAAGCACUCUCUUCAUGGAGACGGUCAUCUUCACCCUGUUCAACUACGGCUCCGACUGCAGGGAGGCCUACCUGCUGCUGCAGCUGUUCACCACUGCGCUGCGCCACGAGAUCAAGUCAGUGUUCGCACACUAUACACACACAGGCUGCUCAGGGGGAUCAAGUUGCAUUGAACUCAACAUCUCACUUUUUCUCUCUCUCUCUCCCUCCCUCUCUCAGGUGGAAGGUGGACCAGCCCCAGGAGGUGGUGACCGGGAACCCCACAGUCAUUAAGAUGUUGGUGAGUUUCUACCGCCAUGCCCGCGGUCAGACUGCGUUGAAGGAGAUCCUGGGGCCGGCCAUUAGAGAGGUGCUGCAGGACCGCACCCUCAGCAUCCGCACGGACCCCUGCGAGAUCUACAAGAGCUGGGUCAACCAGACCGAGACCCAGACCGGCCACAAGAGGUCAGCACUGAGCCAGGAGCAAAUGUAGUAUCACAGCGGCACACACACAUACUCCUAUAGAGAUCCCUCUACUAGAGUUGGCUUGACUAGACAGUUUUAGAUUGGUCAGUAUACAGCAAGAAAUACAUAUACUAUGCAGACUGGUUUACUUACUUUAGUUGAAUGCACUGAUUUGAUUUGCUCAUGACUGGGAUUUAAAGAUAUGUACUCAGAUUGGCUUCGAGGUCCAUUGAGAACAGUAUGUACAUGCAUACAGACACAGCAACAUACUCUGUCUCCUCUCCCCACCCCCAGCUCCCUGCCCUAUGAGGUGAGUGCAGAGCAGGCCCUGGCCCACCCCGAGGUACAGCGUCGCCUGGACAUCUCCAUCGUCAACCUUAAGAACCUCACAGACCGCCUGCUCAACGCUAUCACCAGCAACCUGCACAAAUUACCGUAAGAGGCCCUCCAUGUGCACUCUGCAGAGCUUCUUUUUCAUUCUCAAUGUAAUUAGUUUGAAUCACAGCAACCUAAUCAAACAGCUGUUGGACAUUCACGUCUUCUUCUCACCAGAUUUGGCUACAAAUUGAUUUAGUUUGAUUUGUUUCUCUGAGACUUUAUUUUCUGUGAUGGGAGUUCAACUCUCAGGUUUUCUCCUUCCUCCCACUGUUUCAGAUAUGGGAUGCGCUACACAGCCAAGGUCCUGAGAGAUUCUCUACAUGAGAAGUUUCCUCAGGCCAGCGAGGACGAGCUUUACAAGGUAUACUACUGACCAGAUCGUUUUCAGAUGUUAGAUAAUCACUGGUGUAGAUACGGUUUGUUUGUGUCAGAUUGGGGAACCUGGUGUUAUGAUGGUUGUGUUGUGGUCAGAUUGUGGGGAACCUGGUGUUAUGAUGGUUGUAUUGUGGGGAGCCUGGUGUUGUGGUCAGAUUGUGGGGAGCCUGGUGUUAUGAUGGUUGUAUUGUGGGGAGCCUGGUGUUAUGAUGGUUGUUGUGGUCAGAUUGUGGGGAGCCUGGUGUUAUGAUGGUUGUGUUGUGGUCAGAUUUUGGGGAGCCUGGUGUUAUGAUGGUUGUGUUGUUGUGUCAGAUUGUGGGAGCCUGGUGUUAUGAUGGUGUUGGUGAUUGGAGCCGUGGUGGUCAGAUUGUGGGGAGCCUGGUGUUAUGAUGGUUGUGUUGUGGUCAGAUUGUGUGGAGCCUGGGUAUGAUGGUUGUGUUGUGCGUCAGAUGUGGGGUGUUAUGAUGGUUGUGUUGUGGUCAGAUUGUGUGGAGCCUGGUGUUAUGAUGGUUGUGUUGUGGUCAGAUUGUGUGGAACCUGGUGUUAUGAUGGUUGUGUUGUGGUCAGAUUGUGGGAGCCUGGUGUUAUGAUGGUUGUGUUGUGGUCAGAUUGUGGGGAACCUGGUGUACUACCGCUACAUGAACCCAGCCGUGGUGGCUCCGGAUGGUUUUGACGUGGUAGAGUUCUCGGCCGGCUCCUCCCUGCUCCCUGAGCAGCGCCGCAUCCUGGGUUCCAUCGCACGCAUCCUGCAGCAUGCCGCCUCACACAAACACUUCCACGGCGACGGCGCUCACCUGCGCGCCCUCAACGACUACAUUACCCUGACGCACUCCAAGUUCCGGUGAGUCAUCCCGUCUUUUUAGCGCAACCUCCACCACCUUUUCAGAAGAGAGCUUUAUUACUAUAAUUAGGCUAUACAUGCUAAAUGGCUCUUAAGCAUUAUUCAUAUAUCUUCCGCAGUAAGUUCCUGCGUGCUGCGUGUGACGUGCCGGAGCCAGAGGAGCGUUUUAACAUUGAUGAGUACUCUGAGAUGGUCAUCCUCAACAAGCCUGUCAUCUACAUCUCCAUCAGUGAGCUCCUCAACACACAUAAGGUCUGGAUGCCACAUAAGCUAAAGAUGCAUACUAACUUUUUGUUUUUAAUGGGUUCAGGGGGAGGUGGGUUGGGAACAGACCUUUUCAUUUUAGUAGAUCCUGUGCACUAAAGUGUGUGUGUGUGUGUGUGUGUGUGUAGCUUCUGCUGGAGCAUCAGGACUCCCUGUGUCCUGACCAGUCUGACCCGUUGCUGACUCUGCUGAGAGACCUGGGGAAGGUGCCCACUAUCCAUGCUCUGGUUGGUGAGGGGGCUGUAAGCCCCGCGGAGCCCCAGACAGAGCAGACCCUGGCCCAGUACAGUAAGAUGGAGGUGUCCCUCACCCUCACCAGCAAGUUUGAUGUGUUCAGGGGCUCUGACGAUCACCCUGAUGCCAGGGGGAUUCUCCUCAGGUAGGGGCUUAAACCAUUUAACAUUUCAGUGUGGUAAGACUAUCACACAAUGAAAAUGGCAUGUCUAAUGUGAAGUGUGUGUGCUUGUGUUUUGCAGUACCAAACAGUUGAUCAUCGACGUGAUCCGAGCCCAGCCUGGAGACACACUGAGUGAGGUCCUCAGAGCCGCCUCCUCUCAGGAUCAGGUAUAUUCCACAGCUCUUCACUGGGCUCCCACACACCCUCUUUCUCUCACUAAUCCAUCCAUGGGGAGUUGGUAGUAGUUAACCCCCUAACCGCUGGUGUAUUCCUCUCAGGAGGUGCAGCACGGGUGGAUGAUGCACCGCCGCGCCCAGAGGGACGCCCGCACCCCCGAGAAGAUGAAGAGGAACCAGUCGAUCGUUGCCGACGGCAACCUGUCUCUGGAGGAGAAGAAGCGGAAGAUCCAGCGUAGCCUGAGGAGGCUGGAGAGCCUGGGGGUCCUGACCCCACCUGACUCUGAGACACAGAUACUACAGCUCAUAGCCAAGGUGGAUGGAGACAGAUAUCAUACCAAAUCAACUACAUCUAGCUCGUCGCAAUUGGUCGCCAUUUUGUAUUUGCAAAAAAAAUAAUAAUAAUGUUUUACCUUCUUUCCAAACCACCCCUCCCAGGACAUCCGCCACCAGCGUCUGUACCGGCAGCGUCGUCAGGCUGAGCUGGUCAAGCUGAGACAGACCAUGGGCAGCCUGCACUGCAAGAGCUCCUUCCACAGCGAACAGGUGGACUUCUACAGUCAGUACAUCACCACCUGCUUGGAUAACCUCACCGCCAAACACAGGUACACACAAACACAUGUGGGAGUGUGACCACACUGCUUGAGGUUCAGUAGGAAAACUGCAACACACUGCUACUGUGCUGAGUUCUCUCUCUCUCUUCCUCAGUAAGGUGAGUGGAAAGAAGGCAGCGGAGAGCAAAGGGAAGAAGAGCAAGCAGCCCACUCUGACCUACACUGCUGCCCGUUUACAUGAGAAAGGAGUCCUGUUGGAGAUCGAGGACCUGCCAGUUACACAGUGAGUAUACACACACACUCAAGCAUGAAUGUGCACACACACCACCCUACCAAAUCACCAUGUAUGGUUACCUAGGUCCUCAAGAAAUGACAUGUAUUUUAUUAUUUCUCCUCAGGUUUAAGAAUGUGAUCUUUGACAUUGUGCCGGGUGAGGAGGGCGGCACGUUCCAGGUGAAGGCUCGCUUUUUGGGGGUGGACAUGGAGAAGUUCCCCCUCAAAUACCAGGUGAGUCUGGGUAGUAGGAGAAUGAAACUAGAACAGACAUUUAAAUACAAACCUAUGGUCUGUGUUUGUGUAAUUGAUGUAUAUCACAGUCUCACUGAAAUCAGUGCUCUAUAUUGCAUUUGCUGCAAUUAUAAAUUAUUUUGUGCUGCUAUUUUGAAAAAUCCUGGAUUUCAGAACUGUCUAUUCACACAUCUGUGUUUGUAGGACCUGCUGCAGCUGCAGUAUGAGGGAGUGGCGGUGAUGAAGAUGUUCGACAAGGCCAAAGUCAAUGUCAACCUGCUCAUCUUCCUCCUCAACAAGAAGUUCUUCAAGAAG
Molecule: messenger RNA, 11256 nt
Organism: Coregonus sp. 'balchen'
Lineage: Eukaryota; Metazoa; Chordata; Actinopteri; Salmoniformes; Salmonidae
Source: the annotation of a GenBank genome assembly